Molecule: messenger RNA, 1407 nt
Organism: Syngnathus typhle (broad-nosed pipefish)
Lineage: Eukaryota; Metazoa; Chordata; Actinopteri; Syngnathiformes; Syngnathidae
Gene: ehf
Product: ets homologous factor
Exons: 9
Coding region: 281-1060 (259 amino acids)
Biological process (GO): cell differentiation; regulation of transcription by RNA polymerase II
Cellular component (GO): nucleus
Molecular function (GO): DNA-binding transcription factor activity, RNA polymerase II-specific; sequence-specific DNA binding
Source: RefSeq, a predicted model, not a curated record
UAUUCAUUGUAGUAGGAAGCACCUACGGGUAGCAAUUCAAAUCCUUGACUUAUUUUACUGGAGACAUUUACGCUAAGAGUAUUCGUAAUCUGCCGGAACUUUAAUGAUCAUUCAACAAAGGUGGAAGUGAGAUCUCUUGCAGGCCUGGUUGGACCAAUUUGCUGCACUGAAACAGCGGGGAGCAGCUCAUCAGUCCCAUUGUCCUUUCCUAGUACUACAAGAAACAGAAAAGGAGACCUGAAACCACCGAUCAUUUCAACAUGAGUGAUCUAACUCCAGUAUGAGCAUCACUUCAAACACUACUCUCGACAGUCACCUAACCAGUAACCACUGGGCUUCCAUCAACUACUAUCCUGGUGGAAUGUCUGGGUACACCAGUGGUAACUCAUGGCUUCUUGAUUCCCAGCCACAAUUCUGGAGUAAAUAUCAAGUGUGGGAGUGGCUGCACCAUGUCAUGGACAUAAACCAGAUUGAUGCCUCCAACAUGCCCUUCCAAAACCUUGAUAUGGAUGGCCACCAGCUCUGUAACCUGACCUAUCAGGACUUUCUCCACGUUGCAGGAAGUCUUGGGCCCAUUCUUUUCCAAAGCAUAUCAGAUCUCAAGUGGGCCGUUGACAGUUCCUGUCCCUUUUCAGAAGACAGCUAUCCACAAACAGAUGUCUAUGACUCAUCAAUCCAACCUCAUGUACCGGCUGUCUCACUUAUCCCUUCCAGCCCUGAAAUGAAAAUGCCCUACAGUCAUCAACAUCAGGUCAAAAAACACAAUCCAAGGGGGUCCCAUUUGUGGGAAUUUAUCAGAGACAUUCUACUGCAUCCUGACCGCAAUCCAGGACUAAUCAAAUGGGAGGAUCGGGCAGAAGGGGUUUUUCGUUUUCUUAAAUCAGAGGAAGUGGCACAGUUGUGGGGCAAGAAGAAAAACAACAGCAGCAUGACCUAUGAGAAACUGAGUCGGGCAAUGAGAUAUUACUACAAAAGGGAAAUCCUAGAACGAGUAGACGGGCGCAGACUGGUGUACAAAUUUGGUAGGAACGCAAGAGGAUGGAGGGAGUCUGAGAAAUAAUGGAAUUAUUUUAUAGACUUGAAUGUUGUAUGAUUUUAGUUGAUUUGAUGUUUUUUUAUUAGAUAAAUGUGAGAUUCUGACUUUGUACUUUUGCCGAAAGUGAAAAACCGCUUUUGUUUCUUUUAUAUACUAUAACACAUUGUAGAACAGAUAGUCCAAAAUGAAGACAUGUGGCUACAUGUUAGAUGACUAAUAUUGUAAAUGAGGCUACUUGUGCGAAGGAUGAGAAUUUCUGUAUGAAACGUGCUGUAGUUUAAAUUAUUUUUUGCCAUAAUGCAUUCCUUUUAGUGUGUGUAUGUGAAUGUUUUUUUAUGUUUGAUAUAAAUAAAACUGGUCCUUACGAUUUA